GGGGCGAGCUGCGGGCCGGCGGACGAUGCGGCGGCGCUGCCGGAGCGGCGGCGGCGGCGGCGGCGGGCGGCGGCGGCGGAGGUGACGCGCCGCGGCGGCGGGCCGACGGCCAUGCAGCGCUCCCGGACGGCCGCGGACGAAGCGGCUCUGCUCCUGGCCGGGCUGGGCCUGCGCGAGCCGGAGCCGACCGCCGGCUCCCCGGGGCGCGUGCGGCGCGGGCCGCGGACGGCGGACGAGGCGGCGCCGGCGGCGGGCCGCAGAGGCAAGGGCGGCGGCGGCGGCGGCCCCGAGGCCUCGCCCGACGGCCCGAGCCGGCCCGAGCGAGGCCCGCGCGCCAGCCUGGCGGGCUCGGACGGCGGCAGCGCGCGCUCCAGCGGUAUCAGCCUGGGCUACGACCAGCGCCACGGCCCCGGCCCCGGGCCGCCGUCGGGCGGCAGCGCGCGCUCCAGCGUGUCCAGCCUGGGCUCCCGCGGCUCGGCGGGCGCCUACGCAGACCUGCUGCCGCCCGGCGGCGGCCCCGCGCCCGCCCGCUCCCCGGAGCCUGCCCCGUUCCCGUUCCCGUUGCCGUCGCUGCCGCUGCCCCCGGGGCGGGAGGGCGGCCCGAGCGCGGCCGAGCGGCGGCUGGAGGCGCUCACGCGGGAGCUGGAGCGCGCGCUCGAGGCGCGCACGGCGCGAGACUAUUUCGGCAUUUGUAUCAAGUGCGGGCUUGGCAUCUACGGAGCGAGGCAAGCGUGCCAGGCGAUGGGGGGCCUAUAUCACACCGACUGCUUCACCUGUGACUCCUGCGGGAGACGGCUCCGCGGGAAGGCCUUCUAUAACGUGGGCGAGAAAGUGUUCUGCCAGGAGGACUUCCUGUACUCCGGGUUCCAGCAAACAGCUGACAAGUGUAGCGUGUGUGGACACCUCAUCAUGGAGAUGAUCCUGCAGGCCCUUGGCAAGUCCUAUCACCCGGGCUGCUUCCGCUGCUCCGUGUGCAACGAGUGUCUGGACGGGGUUCCCUUCACCGUGGACGUGGAGAGCAACAUCUACUGCGUCAGAGACUAUCACACGGUGUUCGCACCAAAAUGUGCCUCCUGUGCCCGCCCCAUCCUCCCUGCACAGGGCUGUGAGACAACCAUCCGUGUGGUGUCCAUGGACAGAGACUACCACGUGGAGUGUUACCAUUGUGAGCCAACGUCCGUGACCCACUGAACAACCAGUAACUGCCCACCCCACCUCUCGGGAUCGAGGGUGUUUACAUUACCUCCUGCUGUCUGGGGCAACAGCUUCUUUUGGGGACCCUAAGAAAACCGUGAUAUUGGCUGAGUCCUGGGAGAGCUGGCUGCUUCAUUAGCUGUACAGGAGGUACGGGCCUAGCUGAGGCCGGCUGUCAGGCUGGACCACCUGGGGCUAGCCACUGUGACACUGUCCUGGGUGCAAGUUUUGAGGAAACAUGAGGACCUGGCAGGUGGCUGGAACAGAUAAAGAAGAGAGAAUCUUGCCAAGGCUGCUCUGACUUCAUUGCUGUGUCUCUUUGCUCUGCAAACCCAACUUUUAAAGGCGACAUAAGGGCAUCUCCGUAGUAACACACAUCUGGAAUGUGCAGGGUGCACAGAUCAGCGAAUGGCGACUCUCCGCCCUGCGCUGGAGCAGGUGGAAGGCACCUGUCAGUCUUUGCGUCAGUCAGAAGUGCAUAACCAAACUCUAGAUGGGUGCUCUAAGUCCCCACCCGUGCCCCAUGACAGGAUGGCAUGCAGUCACAAGUCAAUAACACUGAUUUGCCGUGUGGCUGGCCCUCCAAGCUGUUCCUGCAUUGGAGGAUCAGCAUUUGAAUCACCUGUUUUGUUCCUCUGGAUCUCUUCUUCCGAGUCUGCAGCCAAGAUUUCAGGAGGUCUCUCAUGGUCAGUCUAAUCUUGAUGAACUGUGAAGGAAUCCAUAGCUUUCAUAACCUCUUCCCCAGUGCAGCACAUUUCCUGACUGCCAUUAAGGUUAACACGUCUUCAUAGUCUGUAGGCUGAUUUUAACUCAGCAGUCUUCUCUAAGAUCCAUUGUUUUUCAGCAGCUGUGUUACCUGUAAUCUAUCUUUAGGGGAGCUCAUCCCCUUUCUGUUCACGAACAUGGCCUUUAAAGCAUGGUUAGGGCUCUCCACAAUUGGCCUGCAGGGUUAUAAAGUAUGCCUUCGACGUGUUUCAUAUUGUAACUGAAGGAUGUUUUAUUUUACUGGAUACAUAUACCAGAGCAUUAUCAGCUUUAAUUUGUGAAGGUGUUGCUAAGAUGGCCAUCUUUUCUAAUAAACCUGUAAUUAUAGAAUCAACCUUUAUCAGAACUAAAAGCAAAAGUCCAUUGGAAUCCCGAGUCAGUAUCAAUUGUAUGAUGUACAUACUUUAAUUUUCCAAAUUCUGUAAAAUGAAACACAUCCAUCUGCCACAUUUCCUUUCUUUGGGUCCCUUUAGGGUUCGUUCCGGCAGGUAAUGGAGUUUGGUUAUACAGAGAACAAGUUGGACAGUUUUUUUCAUAAUUUACUUGUCUUGUUACCAGGUUACAGAAAUAUUCCCUUUAAAUUUCCACUAUUUACGUGAUGCCUUUUAUGAAAAUUUGAAACUUCUAAUAGUCCUGAUUUUUUUAACUGAAGUACAUGGGCUUCAGAUUAUUUUACUUUUAUUCUCUGACUUAUAACCUGCCAUCCCUCAUUUACUGGCAUCUGUAUAAAAGGUAGGAGCUUUAGAAAUUGGUAUUCCUUACUAUAUGAGGUAGAAUCCAACUGGUUCUUUAAAUUGAAGUUGCCUCUUUGGGGGGCUUGUUAAUUCCUCCAAAGAAAUGACUUCAAGCUCUUUUCCCCCCUUCUGUGUCUGUGUGUUUUUGUUUGUUUUUUGUGUUUGUUUGUUUGUUUGUUUUCGAAAAAGGGCUUUUCUGUGUAGACCUGCCUGUCCUGGAACUCACUCUGUAGACCAGAUUGACCUCAAACUCACAGAGAUCCACCUGCCUCUGCCUCCCGAGUGCUAGGAUUAAAAGUGUGUGCCACCACCACCCAGCUAUCUUAUAUCUUUCAGAAUCAGUCCAGAAAGUUUUUCUGAAAUUUUUUACUCUGUGCUAAAUAUCCAUUCUAAAAUAUCAUCUCCUCUCUGCAUAAGAAUUCCUGUGGGAGAAUAGUAGAAGGCAAAAUAACUAAGAUGCAAUCAAUCUUGGGAUCCAAGCGGGCCGCAUGUAAUCUCAUUUCUAGCAGAGCCAAUUCUCUCCCAGCUUCGGCUGGUAAUUUUCUUGGACUGUUUACGUCCAAAUCACCUCGUACGGUCUGAAAUGAAUUACUUAGCUCUUGAGUAGCUAACCCAGGUGUGGUCCACAUCCACUUAAUAUUUCCCAGCAAUUUUUGAAAAUCAUCAAGAGUUUGUAACUGAUCUCUUACCUGUCUCUUUUGUGGCUGGAUUUUCUGUAGGCCUAUGUUAUAUCCUAGAUAAUUAGUAGAAUCUCCUCUUUGUGUUUUUUCAUUAGCAAUUUGUUAUUCCCAACAAGGCAAAAUUCCCUUUACUUCAAUAAACAGUUUUUCUAAGGUAUCAGAAGCAGCCAGUAAGACACCAUGCAUAUGAUGAUAAAUUAUAGACUGAGGAAACUUUACAGAUACUUCUAACAGCUGUUGUACAGAAUAUUAGCAGAAGGCGGGGCUGUUUAACAUCGUGUGGCAAGACCUACCACUGGUGCCUUUUAGACUGUUGCUGAUGGUCAAACAUGAGGGCAGUGAAAACAACAUUUUCUCUCCUGUUUAAAAGCAAUCUUUUAAAUCAAUCAGGAUAGUAGGCCACGCCUUAGGUAACAGAGAAGUUAAAGGGACUCCAGGUUGUAAGGGACCUCUAGGCCGAAUACUUUAUUGCAGGCUCUCGGAUCUUUUAGCAUCCUCCAUCUUCCAGAUUUCUUCUUAAUGACAAAUACAGAAUUUCAAAGGUUGGUGGGCUCUUCUAGCAGCCUCCACUUGCUCUUGAGUAGCUGUAACUUUUCCUUAGUCGAUGGCCACUGCCCUACCCAGACAGGUUUGCUAGUUAACCGUUUUAAUGGUAGGGCGGCGACAGCACCAUAUACAUUUGGAGCGCUAACAUCUGUUGUGUCCUGCCUGUGGACAGCCCGGAUGGUCUGUGACUGUUUCUGAUAACAUCUUUCAGUACCUUUAUCAGGAACAUCUUAUGUUAUGGAUCGUUUCUGAAGUUGCCAGAAUGUUAAUCUGUGUUUUCUGUUAUUGUAGUAGAUCUCUUUCCCAUAAAUUCAUGGCUACAUGUGCCACAUACAGUCAAGAGUCUUCCCGUUUGACCUUUUAGUCCUAUAUAUUAAUCCAUUUUAGACCUUGUUUUACCUGAGACAGUGCCCCAAUUCCUAGGAGCUGGGUAGAUAGAUGCCUUUUGAAGUGGCAAAGCUGGAUUCCAGGAAUCUUGGGAAAUUACCAUUACAUCUGCCUUGGCAUCAAAGAGUGUUCAUGCUUUCAACCCUGAUCAGGAUAUCUGUUCGUGUCUGUUUUAGGAGGGCCAGUGGAAAGGCCUCUUCAGGUCCUUUGGAGGAAUUACCCCGGCCAAACAGGUGGUCGUAAUUCCAGUUUGUUAAUUGAGCAGGGGGUUUUGUCCUUGUUGUAGUCCCACCUGUUGAUUAAGUAUUUUAUGUUUCCAAGCUGUGGGUAGUUGUGUCCUGCACCCCUGAGAUUAUAAAGCUGGCUGUUGGGGGAGGUGCCGCAGGUGGAGAUGGCCUUGCACUGUCGAGGCUGCAGGAGUGGGGGAGGGUUCCUCUCAGUGCUUUUGAAAGCCUUGGUCUUUCUAGGGUUCUUGCUCUCCAUGGCCAACGGGAGUCAGGGGCUUUGUUCCCUGCGGCCAGUGAAGGCUCCGAAGGGAGGUAGAGAGGGGAGAGCAGUUGUGGACGGGAAAGCAGCUUUUGUUUAAUAAGUUGUCCUAUGUCGAAUGUGGCUAGGGGCAUCCCUGUCUAAGGACACUCUCCAGAUGAAGUCAGGCGGAGAACAGGGGACCCUGCUGGGGAGAGGCAGCCCUGUCUGGGCUGGGAGAACUGCAACCUCAAACAACAGGUCCUUCCAGCCACAAACUAAAGGAAAUUUAAACUCUUGAGCUUGGAACUAUGAAAGUGGAUCGGGUAGUAGAAUGCUGUUUUUAUUUUAUUUUUUUCAGAGUUAGAUUAAUAAAUUCUAGUGAAUAAUGUCAAAUCUCUGAACAGUCUUAAUACAACAGUAGCAUAGCAGCAGGAAGACAUCGGAAGCAUUUUUAUCUGAUUAUCUAUUUUGGAUACCUUAAAUCAUCUUUUUAGACCCUCCAACCUUCAGAACUUGUAUUUACCAACCUUAAAACACCUUUUAGACCCACCUUUGUAACUUGUAUUUGCCGGCCUCCAAACACCUUCUUCAACCUUCAACUACUUUCUUUAGAAGCUUUCUUUUAUAACUUUCAGUUACAAACCUUGCAACAGCUUUUUUAAAAAGAUUAUUUAUUUGUCAUGUAGACAGUGUUCUGCCUGCAUGUGAUCUCACUAUAGACGGUUGUGAGCCACCAUGUGGUUGCUGGGAAUUGAACUCAGGACCUCUGGGAGAGCAGCCAGUGCUCUUAACCUCUGGGCCAUCUCUCCAGCCAUUGAACCAUC
Meriones unguiculatus (Mongolian gerbil) is the source of this 5598-nucleotide messenger RNA. RefSeq names its product WT1 interacting protein (gene Wtip). Gene Ontology annotation, molecular function: transcription corepressor activity. Gene Ontology annotation, cellular component: nucleus; transcription regulator complex; adherens junction. The coding region runs from base 112 to 1191 and encodes 359 amino acids. The record is from RefSeq and is a predicted model, not a curated record. NCBI's taxonomy places the organism in Eukaryota, Metazoa, Chordata, Mammalia, Rodentia, Muridae. Gene Ontology annotation, biological process: cytoskeleton organization; negative regulation of hippo signaling; regulation of DNA-templated transcription. The transcript is spliced from 8 exons.